Callorhinchus milii (elephant shark) is the source of this 7901-nucleotide messenger RNA. RefSeq names its product mannosyl-oligosaccharide 1,2-alpha-mannosidase IA. Gene Ontology annotation, cellular component: endoplasmic reticulum; Golgi membrane; extracellular exosome. Lineage: Eukaryota; Metazoa; Chordata; Chondrichthyes; Chimaeriformes; Callorhinchidae. Gene Ontology annotation, biological process: carbohydrate metabolic process; N-glycan processing. Gene Ontology annotation, molecular function: calcium ion binding; mannosyl-oligosaccharide 1,2-alpha-mannosidase activity. The record is from RefSeq and is a predicted model, not a curated record.
GUUUUUUUUUGGGCGGGAGGAGGAGUGGAGGACUUGGCCUGAUGCUCAGCAGCUGAAGCAGGACCGACUCCCAGGGCUAAUGAUCCGAAAGCUCUGCGCGGGGUCGGGGCUCGGGCUUGGGAACCGCUUCGGGGGCCUCCGCCUCUCGCAGCGUUUCCUUUUCCUGCUGCUGCUCAGCGGGUUCGUCACCGUCUGCUUCGGGGCGAUUUUCUUCCUCCCGGACUCGGUUCGGCUGCGACGUUUUUUCUCGCUGGCCACCGAGCUGCAGCGCGCCGACGCGGCCGGGAGCGGGAGCGGGAGCGGGCCAGGAGUUGGUGGAGAAGGAGGAGGAGGACAGGCUCUGGUGUCGCCGCGUCGACCGUCGACGGAUGGUCGCGUUCGUCCGAUCCACAGACGCCGGAAAGGCCAGGGAGAGCGGGUCGACGAGGAGACGGCGGAGGAACACCUCGGGUUCAGUGAACCUGCAUCCGACGUCGGGAAUCGUGGUCAGGGCAGGACAGACCUGAAUGCCUCCAAAAUGGAACCUGUCAGUCGCCCGUCUCGGCCGGCACCAGCAGCCCAGCCAACACCGUCGACGACGAAGGAUAUUGGGAGCUACCGGGAGAAAGUCAAGGAGAUGAUGAAGUUUGCCUGGGAUAACUACAAACAAUAUGCAUGGGGAACUAAUGAACUCAAACCAAUAUCUAGUGGCCAUACAAGUGGCUUAUUUGGAGGGCUUCAGGGAGCUACAAUUGUGGAUGCUUUGGAUACACUCUUCAUUAUGGAUCUUCAAGAUGAGUUCAGAGAAGCCAAAGAGUGGGUGGAAAACAACCUCGCUUUGAAUGUGAAUGGCGAAGUGUCUGUGUUCGAAGUGACGAUUCGAUUUGUUGGUGGGCUGCUGUCAGCAUAUUAUUUGACAGGCGAAGAGUUAUUCAAGACUAAAGCAAUUGAAUUGGGUGAGAAGUUACUGCCAGCAUUUAACACCCCUACAGGCAUUCCAUGGGCCUUAAUAAACCUGCGCAGUGGAGUUGGACGGAAUUGGGGUUGGGCCUCUGGGGGAAGCAGUAUUCUAGCAGAAUUUGGCACCUUACACCUGGAGUUUGUGCAUCUGAGUGAGGUGUCAAAUAAUCCAAAGUUUGCUGAAAAGGUGAUGGCAAUCCGUAAAGUUCUGAAUCGGUUAGAAAAGCCUCAUGGACUUUACCCCAAUUAUUUGAGCCCCGUCACUGGUCACUGGGGUCAGCAUCAUGUCUCGAUUGGUGGUCUUGGAGAUAGUUUCUAUGAGUAUUUGAUCAAAGCCUGGUUGAUGUCUGACAGUACUGAUGAAGAAGCUAAAACAAUGUAUUAUGAGGCUUUACAGGCGAUAGAAACAAACUUAGUAAAGAAGUCUAGUAGUGGGCUGACCUACAUUGCAGAGUGGCGAGGUGGGAUCCUGGACCAUAAGAUGGGACACCUAGCAUGUUUCUCAGGAGGCAUGUUAGCCAUGGGAGCUGAUGAUGCACCGGCAGAGCAGUCUCAACACUACAUGGAACUGGCAGCAGAGAUCGCAGCUACCUGUCAUGAGUCAUACAGAAGAUCAGCUACUAAACUUGGUCCUGAAGCAUUCCGUUUUGAUGGUGGUGCAGACGCAGUUGCUACAAGAAUGAAUGAUAAGUAUUAUAUCCUGCGACCCGAAGUGGUGGAGACCUACAUGUAUAUGUGGAGAUUUACCCAUGACCCCAAGUACAGAGAUUGGGGCUGGGAAGUUGUGCAGGCUCUGGAGCAGCACUGUCGAGUGGAUGCUGGAUUUUCUGGGAUCAGAGAUGUGUACAGUUCCCCACCAUACCACGAUGAUGUACAGCAAAGUUUCUUCCUUGCAGAGACAUUGAAGUAUCUCUACGUGCUGUUCUCUGAAGAUGAACUUCUGUCUCCGGAACAUUGGGUAUUUAACACAGAGGCACAUCCACUACCUAUAAUACAUGGGAGCAGAGAGCAGAAGUGAUCGCAUUUGACCAGUAAACCUUUCUCUGAAGAAGGGAUAAUCUUUUGUUCAGUCUGUUGGGUUGAAAUAUAUUUCCUUUCCAGAAAGGACCAUUCUUGAUGUAGAUAGAACUGAGAAGAGAUUCAGCUGUCCAAUCAAUUGUUGUAGUAUUUGACCUUCAGUGGGCAUAUUAAUUUCCUCCAUGAGGAGUUGCAUGGCCUAAUUGGCUGUUUAUAGUGGGCCGCACCAAAAAGCAAAGGCUCUGAAAUGUAUUGUUCAUAUACAAGAAUUGACGUGGGGAGAAUGCAAACAUCAAUUUAACUCUGUUCUUUCUUGACCAAAGGAUAUAAAUUUGACAUAUUGAAAAGAUGUAAAAGCAGUUUUUAUUUUGUCAGUCUUGUGUCUGACAAAAUAACCAAUCAGUAUGCUUAAAAAAUUAUCCAAAUCAAACUGAGAGUUCGAUGCAUCCCUACACAUAGAAAUUACAAGAGAUAUUUGUUGGAAUGGAAUGUGCAUUCUCUCCCCAGAGGGAUGCUUACCAAUGAGGGCACUGCUUGGCAAGCUUUUCUGCUGCUUGUCCAGCUAGGACCACUAUCUCUUAGGGCUUUGCCUUGCAGGGCCCAGGAGCUGAGGCAGAGACCCUCUUACCAUUAACUGGUCUGCUGUUCCAAGUCUUGGUGAUGAGCCAGCCUAGAGUACUGCAGACCUACCUGGCUCAGGAAUUAUUUUAGCUGGUUAAACUACAUAACUAAACAUGACCCGAUUUCUGGUGUCCCCAAGCCUUAGCUUUUGUCAAACUAUAUCCAACUACAUUCAGGUUUAGGUAACCAGGGUGCGUCCCUCUGGAGAGCAAGUGUAUGUUCCAUUCCUGACAAACCGAAACCAUACAUUUUAUGGAACUUCCAGAAGUUCAGUUUGGAGACUCUUAAGGAUAGUUUAGGGUUUUUGGCUGUGUCAAUUACCUGACUGACUAAAUAAAAACUCUACCCUGUUAUGCCUCUUCAUCCCCUACCCCUCGGUGGGAAAUUAGGUCGUCUAUUAUCAUACAUAGUCUUGUUCCCAGGUCCACUGAUGUCCAUCCACUUACCUGUCGUACAUCAAGACCUGGAUGAGCACCAACCUUAUGCAGCUAAUCAUGGACAAGACAUUAGCCAUCCUCCUUGUCUUCCUCCAAUGUUUCCUGACCUCAGUCUCUAAUCUUUGAAACUCACUGAACCAAUUGCAACCUCAGCACUUGUGUUCGAUCCCCCAUUCUAUCCCUGAUUAGGACUGCUGUUCCUCUACCUCCACCAUAUUGCUCACCUCCAAUCUUAUCUCACACCAGAUGCUGCGAAAACCUCAUCCAUGCUUUUGUCACCUUCCUGCCUUGAUUUUUCAAACCUAUUCCUUGCUAGUCUCUCCAGUUUCGCCAGUCAUAGGGUCCAGCUAAUAUAAAAUUCUGCCACCUAUACUUAUUUUCCAGGAAUGCAACUCAGGAGAAAUAGGAUAAUAGGGUGUUAGAAAUCCAUUAAAGAUUAUGAAUUAAGAAUUAUUCCAAUUGUUAAAAAAAGUAUGUAAAAUCUAUUUCACGUCUUUUGUGAUCCAAAGAUAGCAUCACGUGAGUGCCUAAUAUUUGUAGCUUGAGAAAUUUUAUUUUUAUUAACCUGAAGAACAAAGUUCCAGUGGAUGAGGUGGCACUUUUAGCGAUAGCUUCACAUUUCUAAAGUGUAUUCUUAUCCCACAAGCACAACAAACAUGUGUUCUGAGAGCUCUGCAAAGCUAUAAUAAUACUUGCAUUUGAUAUAGCGACUUAACACAUUUUUGAGAUGUUUCAAAGCACUUCACAGAAAAUACUGUAAAGUAUAGGGACUGUAUUUUGUGGGCGAAACGUGGCAGGAAAUUGUCCACAAACAGCUGUAGAUUGAGUGACCAAAUUAUUAUUUUUCUAUGGCAAAAGCCCACUUCAAAAGGCCUGAUGUUUAGGAUCCAUGAGAUGGUGUAUUCAAUGAUAGAGUUGUAUUAGCAUAUUUUAGGAGGCUUUCUCUUUCCCUUUCGAAAUAAAGAAAAGCAAGAAAGAGAUGCAAAAAAAGACGAUACAACAUAAACAGAAAAAGCAUUAAAAUAACAAAUUACUAUGUAAUAAGAUUGCAGCACAUAAACACCAGAGAAAGACUUAUGUGCAAUACAGAUUUGUUGACUGAAAAAAUGUGAGCACGAAUUUAUAACCUGCAAGGUAAUAAGAAUGAAAAUGGCAAUUAAUGAUAUUGUGGAUUGAGUGACCAAAUUAUUAUUUUAAAAAAAUUAAAAGUGCAAUGACUAACACGGACCUUGAGAAUUUGAAAUAGUAUGUCUUGGUUAGGAUGCUUUUGAAUCUUUUUGUCAGAUAAAUUGUUGAAAAUAUAUUGGUAUACAAAAAUAGUAUUGCAAAGGAUUCUUAGAAAGAGAUGAUAAGCAACAAAUAGUUCAAAUAUUGUACCGUGUUUCAUAAAGAUAUAUUCAUUACAUGGAGCAAAUUAAUUCAAUUAUCAAUAAUGGCUUAUAUAUAGUGAGAUAAACUUAAGAUUGCAAGAGACGGCAGAAAUAACUUGAGCAAUUAGCCAAAGUAAUGGCGAUUAAAUAUCACUUGUCAACUGUUAUCAACCAUCAGCUCAAAGUGGAGAGUUGACAAGUUGUUUAUGCGAGACUGGGAGACUAUCAAAUCUUAUUGUAUUUGUCAGAAAUAAUUUUAAAUUAUAGAUAAUAUGGAGAGAUCAUAGGCAAUUGUGUUAGAGAGUUAAGAGCAUAAAAGAUCUUGAGAAAAUGAGUGUCUGUUGACACAGUUGAAGUGGAGCAUUAAGGUAGAUGCUAUGCAAGUUCUCACGAUGACAUUCAGCUGGUUGGAAAUAUUCAUUAAAGUACUCACUGUGAAAUUUUACCGCCUUCGUAUUCCAAGAGUCUCAGAAAUGUGGAUGAGCCGAGAACUAAUUUAAUUGGGCUUGAAAUUGAAAGGUAACUAACCAGAGUGUAGGAAUUUGAGAAAAUCAAAAUAUAUUUUUGUUUUGAUUUAUGACUGUUCAUUGAGUUAGUUCAUUUUAACAAUGGAUGGAUAUCAGGAAAAAAACAGUUAAUAAUCCUUGCGUUUGAUAUUAAUUUAUCCAUAAUAGUCGUAAAAGCAGAAUUAAAAGAAUGGAACUUAUCCAGCCAGGUACUUACCUGUCUAAGUUACUGGAAUAUAAGGUUCGCACUUCUAAGAAUUAUUUAUAAAGGCUGAAUGUUUACAGUAACUUGGAGCUCAGUAUUUUCUACUAGUCUUCAGGCACCUCUUUGACCACUUCACACACCCUCCUACUCAGUAGGGUAGUCUCUAAGACAUUAUUCCACUUGAAGGUUGCUGUAAGGCUAUCUACGUGUUUCUUUGUAUCUGCCCCUUGUGUGUGUAUCUGUGUGUGUGUGUGUGUGUGUUUCUUUCUGAUCUCUCCUGUUAUCAGUCUGAAAGUGAUCACCCAUCAGUCACUUUCAGUCAGUAACGUGAGAGAGACCUGCUAACCAGCACCUUGCUGGGUCAGAGCAAGCCUGAGCUCCGGACACACAUUACGACUGUUCGCGCCCGGAGAAAGAUCUCCCCGGCUGAAUGCCACCCACGAGUUGCCAAUUGAAUUAAUGGCAAAUGAUAAAUUGGCGCCAUCAAAUUUUGCCUUAUACCCAGGUUAAGUCAAACCUAGAGAGGUAAUGAAGUAAGUGAAUGGAUAAAUCAUUUAAGCAUCAUUCAACUUUGAAGGUAUAAGAUUAUACUAGCCUAGAGAAGUUAUUUGUCCAGAACAUUAGUUUCUUUUAAAAAAAAGCAAUAUAUGAAAGAAAUAGCACCAGUAACCCAGCUGAUGAAGAAAACUACAUUCUGCUAUGAUACAAAUGUUUGGUGUUUUUUAAGAUAGUAAUUAUAUUGGGUGUAAUUAUUCUGUUCCUCUUAAAUAAUAUUGCAUGCUUCAUCCUUUAUAAACAUUUGCUUUUAAAGAUGCUUGAUUUGAUAUUGGAUAAUUAUAACUUGAUUGCAAUUCUUUAAAUCUUUCACAAGGCAGAUUACUAUCUAAAUCCAACUUUAUUAUAUUCCAUUUAUUAUCCCGAGUGGAGUGAACGUUCAUUGUGUUACAUUUGUUUCAGUUGAUGUACGUUAGAAAAUGUGUCAGAAAUACGCUGCAAAUAUCACACUGUCAUGCGUUUUCUGGCUCAAAAGCAAGAGUUUCAGUAUUUUGUGUUCUUGGUCUUGAGUGCACACAUAUGGUUGCCUUAAGUCCACAGAUAAUUUAGGUGGGAUUGCUGAAAAUGUUGUGCCUUGUAGCCUCAGAGUCCUAAGAAUUAUUUGGUGGUUUAAUAAAUCAAAAUGGAAUCCAAUUGAAAGUAAACCCACCCACCAUUGAGGUCAAUUUUGUAAGGUAGACUCGAUCCAAUAUUCUAUAAUCAUAUAAUUCAGGCUGAAUUAGGUUUUGCACAACCUUGACAUUCACCUUGAGCUGAGUUUCAACUCCCAAAGAACAACAUCACCAGCACUGCUUUCUUCCACCUACAGACCAUUGCCUUCUCAACCCACAGCUGCUGAAACCCCUUAUCUGCUAUAAUUGCCUCAAGGAUAGGUUUUCCCAAUGCUUUCCUCAAUGUCACCAGAAGUAUCAGCUGACCAGAACUCAGUAUGGUUUUUCAUAUACCUUAAUUCUCUCCAAGCUCCUUACAUCCAUUACCUGCAUCCACAAUGGGUUUACUUUCUUUGACUCAAUCCCUCAGUGGAUUGAUAUAAGAUUCUUGUUCUGGUCUUCAAGGUCUUCUGUGGGCUAAUCCCAUUCUAUUUAUGCAAUCCAGCGCCCUGGGGUGUCGUCCUGACGUGAAAGGAGCUAUAGAAAUGUAAUUUUGUAUUGUAUCUUCUGGAUCCCUAGUCCCAACCUUUACCCUCAACUCUUUAGGCUCUGGUUUAUUGCUUGUUCUUCACUUCCUUUAUUCCGUCACAAACCUGAGACUUCAACCAUCGUGCCCCUAUUUUCCACAUCACUCCUCCGAAACCAUUUUUGCCUUGCAAUGUCUCUCCUUGCCUCAAAAACCUAAAAUAUAUCUGUUUCAGUGCAUUUGGCUAAUUGCCUUAAUUCUCUUGAAUUUGAGAUAUUCUUUGAUAUAAAAUCACUAUUGAGCUAAUCCUCCACAUAAUUAACUUUUCGCCCUGCCACAUCUUAAUCUAUCUUGAAGUGUUCCCAAACAAAGUGGUUUUAUUGCUAUUAAAGGUUGUCAUUGCAGUGUUUCUUGGAUCAAUUGAGAGAAUUAAUCCUGGUUAGAUUUAUACCACUUAGAAUUUCGUCACAAAUCAAUGAUCGUUAUUCUCACAAUAUAGAGGUGAUGUUUUUGGUGUAUUUUCUAUGGAGCAUUUAAAGUAUGUAGAUAAUAUUAAUAGUACUGGGAGUGGUGUGGGUUUUGCAAGACCAAAAUUAACCGAUUUAUUCUGAUAAUUUAUUUACUUCAAACCAGUGUCCCAUCUCCUAACUCAUUUGUAGUUCGUCUACACACCAGAUGUGGGUAUGUGUGGCUUACUCUGAAUUUAUUGUAUGUUGAUUGAAAAAUAAAGUGACCAACAGAAUGCUGCACUGCAGCAGCCAUUCACCACAAAUGAUUCUCAGUUUUUUCCCCUCGAUUCAGGACAGUGCGAUGAUGGUACUCGGUGUCGGGGUUAUUUACGUGAAAACUUUCAUAGUAACUUUUUAUAAAUUUUUCACAAUACAACCAACAUUGAUUUAAGAAAUAAUAUUAAGAUGAGAAUGUAAUAUAAUUUGAAAACUGUGAUUGAUAUGUAUUUAAUCACCAUACAGACUGAUAUGUUAACUGUGUCGGAAAUAUCUUGAUGAAAUAAUAAGUGGAUGUGUUGACUUAUUGAUGAUAUUGAUGACAGGUUUGUACGUUGGCUCCUCACAUAUGCAGUUCUCAGCAGGUUUGUGUUCAUAUGAAUAAAUGAAUAAAGCAAUAAUGUGAAGCA